This is a messenger RNA of Clonostachys byssicola, 2388 nucleotides long. Lineage: Eukaryota; Fungi; Ascomycota; Sordariomycetes; Hypocreales; Bionectriaceae. The record is from the annotation of a GenBank genome assembly.
AUGCAUUUCAACCUGGGAUUAGCCAGCCUUCUGGGGCUCGCUGGAUCGGCCGCUGCUCAGCAGACCUGGGCAUUCACCGAUCCCAACACCGGCAUUGAUUUCCAACACUAUGCCUCUAAGAACUACAGUUUUAGCAUUGCGGUCCCCGAGACUCUGGGAACCGACUUCAUUGGCCAGCUGGUGGUCCCUAUCACCUCGACGGGAGGAUGGGGCUCUGUGUCGCUGCGAGGUGGCAUGUUGAGGAGUCUGCUGUUUGUUGCUUGGGCAGACGGGGAGGACAUCAAGACCUCGUUCCGAAUGGCUGGUUCAUAUGCCAAUCCUGAUGUCUACACCGCAAGUACUGUCAACGCAUUGCCAAUUGCCAACGGAACUUUCGUCAACAGCACCCACCUGUCGUACACUUUCCUCUGUGAGAACUGUGUCAACUCCACCGUCACCAACCUUGUCAACGAGACCCCUAUCCUUGGAUGGGCCAUCUCUGCUGAGAACCCAACCACCGUCACUGAUUCUGCCAGUGCUCUGACGUACCACGCUGCCGGCUUCGGCCAGUACGGACUGAACAUUGCAGCAGCCAAGUCUGCCAAGUAUGCCACAUGGGCCUCGUGGGCAUCCUCUGGAACAACUCCUACCCCUCCAACCACUCCUGGAACUCCUGGUGGCAACAGCACUCUGCCUACACCCAUCACUUCCAACGUGACCUAUGACACCAUUGUGGUCGGUGGUGGACCUGCCGGUAUCAUUGCUGCUGAGCGCAUUGCCGAGUCAGGAGCCAGCGUUCUUCUCAUCGAGCGUGGACCUGCUAACACCGUUGCUCUGGGAUCGUCUCUGGGUCUUCCAUGGAACAGCAGCCUGACUCCCUACGAUAUUCCCAGUCUCGGAAGUAGCUUGACGGGAAUUUCUGGCACCACGUUCUGCAGUGAUACCGCUUCCACGGCUGGUUGCCUUCUCGGAGGCUCCAGCUCCGUCAACGGCCUGAACUUCAUCCGCCCCCCUCAGCAAGAUUGGCAGCGCUGGCCCGCUGGAUGGCAGUGGGAGGAUGUUUCCGCGGCCGCUGACCGCCUCUAUGAGCGCAACCCCGGCACCACAAACCCAUCGGCCGAUGGAAAGCACUACAAUGACCACACUUACCAGGUUCUCUCUCAGUUCCUGGGUGCCAAGGGCUGGGCCGAAGUUGACUCCAUCGAAUCGCCCAACGAGAAGCACCAGGUGUUCUCUCGCCCUGCGUGGUCUAUCAAGGACCACCUCCGUGCUGGACCUGCCCGAACCUACAUGCCCUUUGCCCAACAGCUUGACAACUUCACCCUCAAGUUGAACUCCAAGGUCAUCCAGGUCAACCGAAAUGGCAGUGCCAUCACUGGUGUUCUCACCCAGGAGGCUGACGGAAGCACCCAGAUUAUCAACCUCAAGGCUGGCGGCAAGGUUGUCAUCGCAGCUGGUGCUCUUUCCACUCCUCGUGUGCUUUGGAACUCGGGUAUCGGCCGAGCUGCCGACCUGGCCAUUGUCAAGAGCGGUUCGGCCCAGACCGGUGUCACUCUCCCCGCUGAGGCUGAUUGGAUCGACCUCCCCGUUGGUCACCAUCUCCAGGACCACGUCCAGGUCACUCUCCAGUUCAACGAUGCGUCCAACUUCACUGCCUACAACUUCAAGGGUAUUGCCACCGAGCCCAUUGCAGAUGAUCUGGAUCUCUACUACCAGGGCUCCGGUGUCAUCACUCAGGCCGCCCAACGCAUGCAUCUCUGGACUUCCGUCGAUGGCGCUGAUGGUCGCAAGCGUUUCCUCCAGGGAACUGCCAGUGCCAUGUCUUCCGGUGUCAUCACUGUGCGCACUUUCUUGACCCACGGUACCUCUACAGUGGGCAAGCUCGGAAUCUCUGCUUCUGGAAACACCGUUCUUGAGACCAAGCCCUGGCUGAUUGAUGACAAUGACCGAACGGCCAUGUCCGACUUCAUCCAGUUCUGGCUUGACCUCACAUCGACCAACAACUCCACCCUGACCUACGUCGCCCCAGACUCAUCCGUGGAGGACAUCAUCUCCAAGAACCUCAUCAGCGGUGACCACUGGGUCGGCAGUGCCAAGAUGGGCGUUGACGACGGCCGCCAGGGCAAUGGCACCAGCGUCGUGGACCUGGACACCAAGGUCUACGGCACCGACAACCUGUUCGUCGUCGACGCCUCCAUCCACCCCGACCUCCCCACCGGAAACACGCAGUCCAUCAUCAUGAUCACUGCCGAGCACGCCGCUGAGAAGAUCACAGGCAUCAAGUCCAGCCCGACCACGCCUGAGACUCCCUCAACCCCCACCCCCUCAGCUUCCUCCACCCCUGCGGCCUCCUCGGCUCCCUCUUGCAGCACCAAGAAGCGCCGCAGCAAGCGCACCUUUAGGUUCUGA